AAGAGGGUGUAAGCUUUCCAUCCUGUUUUGAACCCCCCCCCUCCCCCUCCCCCUCCCCUUUCCGGAUACUGUCCGGAAUCACUUAUAUGUUGCCCGUCCUCAUCCCGCCCUAGAGGAAAGCCGAAACAGACUUUGAAAGAAACACUUCAAACCUACCGGUCGAACCAAAAAGAACCAUACCCGCCCCUUAAUACCCAGGUCUCCCUCUUUUCCUCUUCCGACAGGACAAACAACAAGAGAACUUGGUUGGCCCAGUCCUUUUUAUAUAUAUUUAUCAUAUAGAACUUCAGAUCCGAUCAACGGAACCAAAAGACUCCCCCUCCCCCUUCCCAUCAAAAUGGCAUCCCCCCGCGAGAGAAACAACACCAAGUACGCCUCGGACGACGAGACGUCGGAAGCGCCUAGCGAGCAGCCCCAGGAGAAGCCCCAGCGCCGCACGCGCACCAAGAGCAAGCAGAUGCAGAAGCGCAACCAGGGCCAGCAGCAGCAACAGCAGGGUGGCGGCGGUCCCCUCGGCGGCCUGACCGACGGCGGUGUCACGAACGGCGUCCAGAACACGCUAGGCAACGUCGCCGGCGGUGCCCUGGGCGGUCAACAAGGCGGCGGCGGCAGCGACAAGAGCGAUACGCUGCGGUUGCGUCUGGACCUCAACCUCGACAUUGAGAUUACGUUGAAGGCGCGCAUUCACGGUGACCUCGAGUUGGCUCUCUUGAACUGAGAGACGUUUUUCCCAGGGACAAAUCUUAAAAAACGAAACCCACAUCUUCUUUGCCGGGCCGGUCUAUUGUUUUAUGAGAGUUGCUUUUUUACACGGAGUCGCGGAAUUACUAGUGGGCGAAUUGUCAAGCCGACACAAUUUGCUGCAACUUGCGGGGGUUCCUUUUUAUGGUUUUUUUUUCUUUUUUUCAUUUGUUGCCCAUGAUCCGUCGAGACACCCUGCCGUUGGAAAAGGAAAACGGUCCGGGCUCGACAGGGGGGCGGGGAGGAGUUGGUGGACAGAUGGGAUAUUGGGUAUCCAUCUGCCGCGUGUAUUAUGAAAGAUUUUGUGCAUCAUCGACAUCAUGAGAUACGGACGCUAUUUCGGGAAAUAUUAUGGGUAACCUAUUCGACGUUAGCCAAAGCAUUUUAAACGGUUCUGUUUCGGACAAAUGUCAACUUGAGAGGAGAGAGUUUCAAGACCAUAUCGCAUGGCUUCCACCUCUUUUGAAAAGGGUUGUUUGUUGUGAGCAUGAAUUUCCAGCAGUUGACGAUUAAGCCUUCAUCAUGG
Messenger RNA from Colletotrichum destructivum, 1267 nucleotides. RefSeq lists its product as uncharacterized. NCBI's taxonomy places the organism in Eukaryota, Fungi, Ascomycota, Sordariomycetes, Glomerellales, Glomerellaceae. Bases 338 to 718 code for a protein of 126 amino acids. The record is from RefSeq and is a predicted model, not a curated record. The transcript has 2 exons.